CAGCUCUAGGACUUGUCAAUGUCAAAUUUGACAAUAAAUCCAAGCGAAGCAAAGAAGCGAUUUCAUUUUAUGUAGUUAUUUUUUGCAAUUUUAGUAAAUUAAAUAGAAAAAUGGAGACUGCUAUACCUAACUCGUACGGGGAAUGUCGAUGUUGCUUGUCCAAAGGCCACCACAAGGACAUAAUGAAGGAAUACUAUACUAACGGUGUUCGAGAGAUUUAUUACAAUAUGUUCAUGGAAUGCUUUAAUUUAUACAUGUCAACCACAGGCUCCAUCAGCUCACUUAUAUGCUCGUCCUGCGUGCACCGUCUCCGAGAUGCAAGCAGCUUCCGAGCCAUGGUGGUCAGUACAGAGAGGCAGCUGGUGCUUGCUGCCAGUCAGGAGACUGUCUUUGUUAACGUGGGUGAACAUACUGAUACCGAAGUGGAUAUAAAGCUCGAAACACACGUUAAAGAAGAAGCCAGUGACCACGAUCGAGACUACGAUUCAGAUGUACCACUUAUCAACCAUUCGCAACAUCAGCCUGAGUUACCCGAGCUGGCGUCCGACGAAGCCAAGUUGAUCGCCCGGUUCCCUCGUGGCUCGCUCCGGGCGUUACCUACGAGGGACUCCCUCUACACCUCGCUCACUGCUUAUGUUCGACAUCUAGAUCAGCUGCGGGGAAAGUUGAUACUCCCAAGAAUGCUCACGAAACUCCUCGACCAACCGGAAUUCAGAAAGACGAAAGUUCGAAAAACCUAUAUCACCGAGAAAUAUGCUCAUAUCAUCAAUGCGUCAACGAUUCUUGAGUGUUCCAAUGUAACCCCUUUUAAAAGCAAAAGCCGAUCUGGAUUCCCUUGCUUUUACUGUAGAAAUAUAUUUGAUAAUUUAGACCAAUUAAAAGACCAUCAAAGUAAUGAACAUAAAAAGAGUGAAGCAAAGAAAAUCUUAAGCACGUAUGGAGCAGAAAGCUUAGUUGUAUAUGUGGAUGUGACAGAUUUAAAAUGUUCAAUUUGCCAAGCGAGCAUACCUAAUUUAAACGAGUUAAAAUCACAUCUAACUAAAACUCACGGGAAGAAACUGCACUUAGAAUUUACUGAUAGAAUUAUACCUUUCAAAUUAUCUGAAAAUAAUGUUUACGAGUGCCAACUUUGUGGGUUCAGUUUUGAGACUUUCGGGUCGAUAGAAAGACAUAUGAACACGCAUUUUAGAAACUACGUUUGCAAAGAUUGUGGCACAGGUUUUGUAACUAAAUAUAGAUUGAAAGUACAUAUAAAAAGCAUGCAUGUCGGUGGCAGUUUUCCUUGUGAGAUUUGCAAGAAAGUUUAUACAACGCAGCAGAAAUAUAAGAAUCAUGUUGAUACUGUACAUAAGUUGGUCAAAAGAUUUAAAUGUCCUAAGUGUCCUGAGAGAUUUUCGGAAUAUUUCCGACGGCAGAAACAUUUAGUACAAAUACAUAAUGUCGCCCCACUACAAUACAAGUGUAAUGUUUGUGAUAAAAGUUUUGAUAGACGCUACACUUUAUCCAGACAUAUGAAAAGAGAUCAUUUAGAAGAGAGAGACUACCAAUGCCAAUUAUGCUCGUAUAAAUGCUUCACAAACAAUGAACUGACCGUCCAUAUGAUAAAACACAAUGGUGAGAGAAUCUUCGAAUGUGCUGUUUGUAAAAAAUCUUACGCUAGGAAGAAAACACUCAAAGAACAUAUGCGUAUACAUAAUAAUGACCGCAGAUUCGCUUGUGCGGUGUGUGGACAGGCCUUUGUACAGAAAUGCAGCCUUAAGGGGCAUAUAAAGACUCAUCACGUUGAAUAUAGUUUGCAAUCAUUAGAGUAGCCGUCGUUGUGUUUCGGUGUUUCGAAUUAUAAUGACGGGCACAGUCAGGGCAUUCAAUAUCGUACUAUUCUCGAUACCGGUAUCGAGACCCCAAAUUGACCUUCAAUACCGGAUUUAAUACCGGUAUUAAAAAUGUCCAUUCAAAACUUGUAUCUCUUUUUACCUUAUUUUGUUUUAUAUAGUCAAUGGAAACAGUCCGUUGCUAAUGUUUUGUUACACAUACUACAAAAUUUAAUAACACAAUAAAAACAUUUUCUGUACCAA
Cydia pomonella (codling moth) is the source of this 2075-nucleotide messenger RNA. RefSeq names its product zinc finger protein 175-like. Gene Ontology annotation, molecular function: zinc ion binding; DNA-binding transcription factor activity, RNA polymerase II-specific; RNA polymerase II cis-regulatory region sequence-specific DNA binding. The record is from RefSeq and is a predicted model, not a curated record. The transcript is spliced from 5 exons. Gene Ontology annotation, cellular component: nucleus. Gene Ontology annotation, biological process: regulation of DNA-templated transcription. Lineage: Eukaryota; Metazoa; Arthropoda; Insecta; Lepidoptera; Tortricidae. The coding region runs from base 111 to 1811 and encodes 566 amino acids.